CUUAAGACAUCUAGUAUGAGAAUUCAAUCAACAUCAUUUUCCACAUCCCUUGACUUUUUGGUGAAUACCUUCCAGCAACAAUGCCAGCGCUAUCAGCGCCGAAUUCAAUAACGGGGGAGGAGAUUUUGUCGGUUAUCAUACUGGUUAUCUCCAUUUUAUCUGCGCUUGGUGCAGCAUGGAUUAUAAUAAGCUUUAUUCUUAUCCCAUCACUACGAACCUUUCGUCAUCAGUUGAUCCUGGGCCUUGGUAUAAGCGAUUUUCUGAUGGCCCUGAACUUCAUCGUAUCGACCAGCAUGAACAUCUCUGGCAGAAAAAUCUGGUCGGAGCCUCUACAGGGCUUCUGCAGUUUCAACAGCUUUAUGACGCAGGUCUUUGUGAUACAAACCGACUACUGGGUCUUGAACAUCGCGAUAUGCACCUACAGCAUUCUGGUAAACCAUCGACGUUUCUUUGACACCAUGCAAUCCCAUCCUCUUAUUGUGUGUUUGUGGCCCUGGGUGUUGUCUACUACCUGGGCCGUACUUGGCCUGGUAUUGGUGGGCUAUCAGAACAUUGGAGCGUGGUGUUGGUUCGCCAGCGAUCGCACACGGUUACUGGUUAAUUUUGUCCCACGAUGGAUCAUCGUGUUUGUGAUCAUCGCACUCUACCUCCGCCUCAGCUACAUCCUCCUCCGAACCCAAAGACUGUUGGAAAGCUCAGAGCAUGACACAACGAUUAUAUUAUCUGGUUACCGAAUUGGUCGCCAAAACAAUUCGGAGCACACCGAUGUGCAGUCAGGAUCAUAUGCUCAUACUUCAGAGUCGAAAAUGGCGACAGCGACUGUUCAGCGACAUCCUCAGUCGUCGAAAUUGAAGAAGGUCAGUGCCGAGACACCAGUCUAA
This is a messenger RNA of Penicillium subrubescens, 881 nucleotides long. RefSeq lists its product as uncharacterized. Lineage: Eukaryota; Fungi; Ascomycota; Eurotiomycetes; Eurotiales; Aspergillaceae. The record is from RefSeq and is a predicted model, not a curated record. Gene Ontology annotation, cellular component: plasma membrane. Gene Ontology annotation, biological process: adenylate cyclase-activating G protein-coupled receptor signaling pathway. The coding region runs from base 81 to 881 and encodes 266 amino acids. Gene Ontology annotation, molecular function: G protein-coupled receptor activity. The transcript is spliced from 5 exons.